Molecule: messenger RNA, 582 nt
Organism: Lentinula edodes (shiitake mushroom)
Lineage: Eukaryota; Fungi; Basidiomycota; Agaricomycetes; Agaricales; Omphalotaceae
Exons: 2
Coding region: 1-582 (193 amino acids)
Source: RefSeq, a predicted model, not a curated record
AUGCUUUUUAUUGAAAAGAAGGCCCCAGCAAAGGGCUCUCCUUCGGCUUCGCUCAUUACCAUCACUGAGGACGAAUGGAACGAUAUCAGGACGACUCCUGCCAUCUUUGAGCGCGUCAAACAAUGGAUCCCCAGCUACAUACUCGCGUGGAUGACGAAAGCCAACGAGGCGGAGAAUUUGUCUAGAGGGAAACGUACUCGGGAGGUGCAGGAAGGCGACGCGUUAGAGAAUGGGCCGGAGAAGAACCCUAGGCUCAUGACCCCCAUCAUCGAGACUACGCCAGAUCCGACCACCUCUCAAAAUGUCGAGCUUCCUGAAUGCCUCUAUAGAAUUGGAAGGCUGCACAACUACCUCCCUCUUCCUCUCUUCACGGACAACAACCUUAUCUUCAUUCAUUCCCACUCCUCGUCUUUUAAGACCUCAAAAACACUUCUUCCAGGGGACAAGGAACGUACUGAAGUGGUUGUCCUCAAGGAUCUGUUGGAUCGACUUAACAUACGGGUGCCAGAUGUGGAGAAAGCAGAUGAAGACGAAGCUCGCUUCGAAGAAUUACUUUGCUUUCGAACUCAGUCGCGACCCUGA